Messenger RNA from Strongylocentrotus purpuratus (purple sea urchin), 9619 nucleotides. Its product is annotated as Golgi-specific brefeldin A-resistance guanine nucleotide exchange factor 1. NCBI's taxonomy places the organism in Eukaryota, Metazoa, Echinodermata, Echinoidea, Camarodonta, Strongylocentrotidae. The record is from RefSeq and is a predicted model, not a curated record. The coding region runs from base 313 to 6078 and encodes 1921 amino acids. The transcript has 37 exons. Gene Ontology annotation, molecular function: guanyl-nucleotide exchange factor activity. Gene Ontology annotation, biological process: regulation of ARF protein signal transduction.
UUGAUAAUUUAGUACACUCGAUAAUGCUAUGCGAAAUCGCCGCCGGUAUUCGUUCGCACUGUGGAUGUCAAUGUAGAAUCGUAUUUUCACCAUAUUUUGCUGUUUUAUGAGAGCUGAUCAACAGAGAAGCUCCAAGGAUGUAACGGGUCAUUGCACUGUGUAGUGCUCUAUUUCUCUCUCUGUCCUCACCUUUGACCUAACCUUUGACCCAAUUUAGUUACCAAGUUACCCCUAUCACUGAUUACUAGAGGACCAGAAAACCAAAUCCUGGUCCUCAUUAGCUCCAGCUGAAAGAAGGCGUCUUCAGCAAAAAUGGCAGCGUUUAAGAUCGCCCCACCAAAGAAUGGCAUCUAUGUCGUCCAAGGAGAGAUGCAAUUGGUUGUCACGGCGAUGAGACGGAGUUCAAGAUGGACGACCCAUCUUCCCCAGGAGGAAGAGCAGGAUCCAUUCUUGGUAAACUUCUCAAGGUUGAAAGCAAUCCUUAACAGUAUUGCAGAACUCGGCGCCAUUGAGCCUAAUGUAUUUCUAGGCCCGUUCCUUGAUGUGAUACGCUCAGAUGACACGACUGGACCUAUCACCGGUUUGGCCCUUUCCUCGGUCAACAAAUUUCUCUCGUAUGGCCUUUUAGAUCCCAGUAUAGGAGGAGCAGCACAAGGCAUUGAGAACAUAGCUGAUGCUGUAACACACACCAGGUUCGUCGGGACCGAUCCUAGCUCUGAUGAAGUCGUCCUCAUGAAGAUCCUCCAGGUUCUGAGAACGUUGCUGCUGACACCGGUGGGAAUGUUACUGUCCAAUGAAGCUGUCUGUGAGAUCAUGCCAUCGUGUUUCCGCAUCUGCUUUGAGCUUAGACUCAGUGAACUGUUACGGAAGUCGGCUGAGCACACGCUGAAUGAUAUGGUCCAAUUGUUGUUUUCAAGACUACCUCAAUUCAAGGAAGAGAAGCUCUCUGGAGUCAGAAAGUUGAAGAUGCGGGCAGGUGGCAUCGGAGACUCCUCAAGGAGGCGGAGGUCCCGCCAGUCCCCCAAGGUCCGGCAGGGAAAGAACCGCCUCUCCACCACCCCUAUCGAGGAAACCUCCCCCUCCCUUUCUGCACCCUCCAAUGGGCCCUCCCCUUCCGCUGCUGCUGCUACAGUGGUUAGUCCUCAGUCCUCAGGUCCCGCCUCCCAGGCUCAGGGAGAGACGGGCUCGGUACAGUCUUUGGGCGUCGCCGAGAGUAUACCAGAGGAAAGUUCAGAAAGAGAUAGCGGAGAUGAAUCCCAGUCAGCUCAGGACCUGGACAGACCCUCAUCCCUAGCAAUACCAGAAACGGGAGAAGGAGGGGUAGAUGGGAAGGAUGCCUCUGCAUCAGAAUGCGAGACACCGCAGAUGGGCGGGGUCAUAUCAGUCUCAGGCGAGCAGCGACUGGAUGAAAGCAAGACUGAAGAUGGCAAACUUUCUUCAGCGGACCAAGAGAUGGCGGAUUCCGGUGUGGAUGGUGCAGAAGACACCGAGUCCAACACGGACUCUGCUUCUUUACACGAAUCAGAGUACGUCAAUCCGCAGGGCAUCCGCUUCACGCCGCAACAGAAACAAAAACACGGAGCAGGACCACCGAUCCCGUAUGGCCUGCCGUGUGUAAGGGAGCUUCUCAGGUUUCUCAUCUCCCUUAUCAACCCCCAUGACAGGCACAACACUGAUCUGAUGAUGCAUAUGGGUCUAAGCCUCCUUACCAUCGCCGUAGAAACGGGAUGCGAUCACAUUCCCUCCUUCUCCACCCUCAUCGCUCUUAUCAAAGAUGAGAUGUGCAAAAACCUCUUUGCACUUCUCCAGACGGAAAGGUUGUCCAUCUUUGCCGCAUCCCUCCGAGUUUGUUUCUUCCUCUUCGAGUCGAUGAGGACCCAUCUCAAGCUACAGCUGGAGAUGUUUAUCCAGAAACUUACAGGUAUCAUCGUCUCGGAGUCUCAACGCAUCCCUUACGAACAGAAGGAAAUGGCACUGGACACCCUUGUUCAGUUGUGGAAGAUACCGUCCCUCGUAUCAGAACUGUACCUCAACUAUGACUGCGAUCUCUACUGCAGUAACCUGUUUGACAACCUUACCAAUCUCCUUUCAAAGAAUGCGUUUCCAGUAUCAGGAUCGUUGUACACCACCCAUCUGCUCUCUUUGGAUGCCCUACUGGCCGUCGUGGACAGCAUCGAGGCUAGCUGCCAGCAGAGGAUACUCUCAACAAUGUCCUCGGUGACAUCGGACGCUACCGAGAGGUUUGCCACCACCGUCCCUGAUUCGGGUGUCAUGAUACAGGUCCAGGAGCCUAAUGAAGAGAACGGAUCUGAGAGCCCAUCGCAUCACGAAACAUCGGAUUCGGAGUCGACCCGCAGUGACCACUAUGCCAACGUGGGUCCUCCAACCACUGGUUACGCUAUGGGACAGAUCAUGGCACAUGCACUCAAGGAGAAGGAACUGGAAGGGUCACCAGGUAAAGAACAUGCAGCGGACAAACCCAAGACGACCCCAAGCAGAAAACAGAGCCGGUUUUCGUCUUCACCUAACCUACCUACUCAGGAGGAGCUGGCUCAGCUCAAACACAGGAAGAAGCUCUUGAAUGGUGGUACAGAGCUGUUCAACCAAAAACCCUCGAAGGGGAUAGCAUUCCUGCAGGAGAAUGGCCUCCUUCCGAACCCCUCGGACCCUCAGGCCAUUGCAGCGUUCAUCAAGGACAACCCCCACGUGGAUAAGAAGCAAAUUGGUGAAUACAUCAGCGCCAAGAAGAAUGCCAAGAUCCUGGACCCUUACCUAGACUUGUUUGGCUUUGCAAACACCAGGGUCGAUGAAGCCUUGAGGAUGCUCUUGGAGGCGUUCAGGUUACCGGGAGAAGCACCGGUCAUUCAACAUCUUCUGGAAUGCUUUGCUGAUAAGUGGCAUACUUGCAAUGGCCACCCGUUUGCCAACCAUGACGCUGCGUUCACACUUGCCUAUGCUAUCAUCAUGCUCAACGUGGAUCAGCACAACGACAACGCCAAGAAACAGAACAUUCCCAUGACGUUAGCUAAUUUCAAGAAGAAUGUAUCCAAAGUGAACGGAGGGAAUGAUUUUGAUCAAGAUAUGUUAGGCGAGAUAUAUAAUGCAAUCAAAAAUGAAGAGAUUGUCAUGCCUGCCGAACAGAGCGGUCAGGUCAAAGAGAACUAUCUCUGGAAGGUCCUCCUCAAGCGUGGUCAGAAGCCGGGCAGUGAGUUCCUCCACAUAGACGACGGUCAUCUGGACAAGGACCUGUUCCUCCUUGCCUGGGGUCCGACCGUUGCAGCGCUCUCCUUUGUCUUUGAUAAGAGCAUGGAUGACUCCAUUACACAGAAGGCUCUUGCUGGAUUCAGAAAAUGUGCAAUGAUUUCCGCCCACUACGGCCUAACCGAUGUCUUUGAUAACUUAGUCAUAUCCCUCUGCAAGUUUACUACACUUCUGAACUCACUAGAGACACCCGAGGCGACAGCCAUUGCAUUUGGGUCUAACAUGAAAGCCCAGGUCGCGGCCAAGACCGUGUUCAGCCUUGCGCAUCGUCAUGGGGACAUCCUGGCUGAGGGCUGGAAGAACCUCCUAGACUGCAUGCUCCAGCUGUUCCGUGCCAAACUCCUGCCGAGCGAGAUGGUGGAGGUGAUGGAUUUUGUGGAUCCCUCUGGAAGGAUAUCGCUCAUCAGGGAAGAGAUGCCUACUGUCAAGUCUGAUAUGUCUCUCUUGGGUUCCUUCUACUCCUACUUCUCUCCUGAUUCGUCCGCCCCCAAGGGUCCCACCCCUGAAGACCAAGAAGCAAUAGAAGAAGCCAGUAACUGUGUUGAGGAUUGCCACCCGGAGCACCUGAUAACGGAGAGCAAGUUCCUUCGUCUGGAAUCGCUCCAGGAGCUGGUCAAGGCCCUGGUCUGUGCUUCUCAGGGUCCAGAGGCCGUCGACGCCCUAGGCCUGGUCUUUGACGAGGAGGCGGCCAUCUUCAAUCUGGAGCUGCUCCUAAGGGUCAUCCUAGAAAACAGAGAUCGAGUGAGUGCUUUCUGGACCGCUGUAAGGGAUCAUUUCUACACCCUGGUGGUGACCAUCUCCACCCCCAGCUACCUGGUGGAGCGCGCCAUCGUUGGUCUGCUGCGACUAGCAAUACGACUCCUUAGGAGGGAGGAGUUCUCAGGGCAGGUACUGACCUCCCUACGCAUGCUGCUCAUGAUGAAGCAAACCGUCAUCUUUGCUAACUGUCGUCAGAUUGCGUUCGGUCUCUUUGACCUGCUGAGGACCAACGCUGCAAACAUCCACUCCUCUCAGGACUGGUUCACCCUGUUCUCUCUGCUGGAGUGUGUUGGUGCGGGUGCAGCGCUGCGCCCCUUGGUGCAGCAGACCAAUCCCAUGGAGGAUAGCGGGUCAGGAGAGAUUGAUCAGAGGUCACUAGGCGAACCAGAUGCCCAGUCCGACAGUGAGCUAUCGGCCAGCCGGGAGACCCUUGCCUCUGACCAUGGGUACACCUCGGACAGUGAGCUCUAUCGGAAGUCUAGACGGAGUGGCAGUGAGUCCGAGGGAAGCACCACCAGCAGCUGGCUCGUUGUAAAGAAUUCUAGUGAGGAGUCAAGCAGGCCACUGGUCAACCAGUUCCAGAUUGCCCUGGAGAUGGACAUCUGCCAUCACGACACCAAGUCCCUGACCAAGUGCUGCGAAUCCCUUGCGUUCCUGGUCAGGGACGCCGCCCACGUCACUCCGGCCAACUUUGAGUCCUGCGUCCAUGCCAUCAGGAUGUUUGUGGAGGCCACAGUGAACGGGGGAAAACUGAGGCAUGAGCAUCGAAAGCACCCUAAAGAGCGGAAGUCCGGCAAGAGCCACAAGGGCAGUGCCAGGGUCAAAGGUCGCGACAUGUCCAAGACGAGGUCGGUGCCGGACAAGAUGUCUCAGAUGAUGGGUGGUGAAGGAGAUGAGGGUGAGGAUGAUGGUCCACCAGGCGGCUACCAAGCACUGUCCAUACAGCUCCUUGAUCUGAUGCAUACCCUGCACACGAGAGCAGCAUCCAUCUUCAGUUCGUGGGCUGAAGAGGAGGAGCGAGAGGGCCAGCAGGUCACCAUCGAUGCUGGAGCUAGUGCAUUGUGGGUUAAGUGCUGGUGUCCACUCUUACAAGGCAUUGCCAGGCUGUGCUGCGACACCAGACGCCAGGUGCGCAUGCAGGCCCUGACGUACCUCCAGAGGGCGCUGUUGGUCCAUGACCUCCAGACCCUGUCGGCGGUGGAGUGGGAGUCGUGCUUCAACAAGGUUCUGUUCCCUCUCCUCACUCUUCUGCUGGAGGAUACGCACGAUCCCGUCGGGAUGGAGGAGACGAGGAUGAGAGCUGCUACUCUGCUGUGCAAGGUGUUUCUUCAGCACCUGACACCACUGCUCUCCCUGUCCACCUUCACUGCUCUCUGGCUGACUAUACUGGACUUUAUGGACAAGUACAUGCACUCGGACAAGAGUGACCUCUUGUUUGAAGCUAUCCCUGAAUCUCUGAAGAACAUGUUGCUUGUCAUGGACACUGCCGGAGUGUUUGGGUAUCCAGAGCCGGGUUCCCAAAGCCAUCAGCUCUGGAUCAACACCUGGGAGAGGAUCGAUUGCUUCCUCCCGGGCCUCAGGAAUCAGGUCUUCACCCCUCAAGAAACUGCUCCCGUUUCCAAGCCCAAGUCUGAAGCCAACGUUCCGAAGCCAGAUGUCAUCCCCAGAGAUGGAGCCGUGAGUCCCAUUCAGAAUGGACCUUCUCAAGCAGCCCCCGACAAUCCAGAUAUGCCAGCCACUGCCCAGCAACCAUCUCCCCGCUCUGGGACCCCCUCCCCCUCCCCAGCCACCCAGUCUACCGAUGCCACGCCUCCACCACUGGCCUCCAGCCCCUCUCCACCACCACCACCACCACCACAGACCACGCCCGCUACCCCAGACACCGUGCAAUCCAACAUAAUCCUUCAGCCACCCCUCCCCCACCUCAUGCCCCCAGGGACGGGUAAAGAGAUCGGAGGGACCAUCCCCAUAUUGCUGGACCCCAGCGUGCUUCAGGGGUCACCGGUGCCGUUCAUAGCAGUGUCACAGUCCCAGACCGCAACAACAGGGAGCUCCUAAAGAUACAAGCGUUUAAUGAAGCAGCAUGUAACAAGAUGGAGGUGCAUGUUACGUGGGCUCCCUACUAAUUUUUUCCAUACCAAUCUGGAUCAAAUUUUUUAGGGUAUGUCCAUAUCAAAGUUUUGAAAUUCUUUGGGAGUCAGGACCUAAAUGUAUCCUGGGCACCUGUUAACGGCAAGCUCUGUAUGUUAUACGUUGAGAGAGUGCUUGGUACCACAAACAAAAAUGAUUUUCUCAAUCUCAUAUAUCCCUAGAACUUGAAACUACUACUUCUGUCAGGUGUGACUGAUACCAGAUUAGGAAAUUUUGUAGAAAGUCAAAUAUUGUUGUGCUUGUGACAUGCCUAACAUUGGACCGCAUGUGGAGGUCAAUUCAGCCUCAUGUAGGAUACAUGGGAUUCAGUUUGGGCCUCAUACUAUACCUCCUAUCUCCUUCCAACUUGAAGGUUUGUGCAUUUUAACACACUGAUAUAUAAGUGCUCAAUUAAUAUGAUCAACUGAUGAGAUUUUCCUGGAACAUUGCUUUUCUAAUCGCACAUUAACUCUUUCGGAGUAAAUGUAAAUCUUUCAUGAACAGUUGGAAAUCUAUAUUCUAGAUACAUGUAUAUUGUACAAACUAGGGUUAUGCGAGUGUAAUGUAGAGAGAUUAAAUAAUGUACAUGACAGAUGAAAGAUAUUUUUGAAUAGUUGAGUAAACUGUGCAUAGAAUACCAUUGUAAAUGUCUACUGUAUCAUAUAUUGCAAUGCCACUGUGAUAUGUUGCAGGUGAUAUCUGAUUUUGAUGUGGAUGAAAUGCACUUGUCUAAACCCCAAAGAUUUUAUCUUAAAGCUAUUUAGCAAUAUAAAGUACUGCUUAAAUUGAAAUUAUCUUCUUCUUUUUUCUGUAGUAUUGUCUCAAAAUUCUGAUCACCUAUGAAUUUAUUUACAUGUAGUGUAUUUUUAAGUUAAUGGUGCAUGCCAAUUAUAUUAGAGACAUUUAAUGAAGUUUGCAACACACUUGCAAAAUAAGUUAAGUAGUGCUUUUUAGCUUUAUAAUUUCUAAAUUGAUAUUUGAAAAUGAUACUUACGGGCUAGUAUAAGACGUUAGACCUUGCUCGUCAAUCGAAUGUAGUUGCAUCGAUUUUCAUAACAUGAAUUCCUUGACUGACAAACAGUUAUUUUAAUUUAUUUCAUCCACCCUAGAUCAUUAUGACAAUGCAAUACUCUACGUCAUGUUGUGAUUCAAUUGAAAAAUUAACGAUCUCGCUACAUUCAGAAUACAUCAUUCAUGUCUUUUAGAAUAAAUUAAUGAAUAUGUACAUGUAAAUGAAAAUGUUAUGCUCGUCUUACUUUAGCAUUUAAUGUUAGUUAUUUAUUUUGUGCAAUUUGUGGAAAGUAAACAUUUGACAAAUUUUGUUUAGCAGCACUUUUAAAAGAAGGCACUUAUUGAAUGACAAUGUAUAAAUGAUUGAAUGCAAGGAAUUUGUGUAAGUUAGGACUGCGUGUGCUAACGCUUGCUUGCUAAAUGGACAGUUAAGAUUAAAAAAACUGCUUGAAGAAAAGAGUUGUGAUAAAAUCUCCCAUUUUAGAUAUAUUGAGCCAAAUUUGUAGAUAGAUAACACGCUUACUUUUCUCCUUGAGUAACCACUUGUCAUUUCUUCAGAAACGCUUGUUAAAAAGUAAUAUUUAUUGUACAAAAAAUAGCAAUGUGGCAUUGCACUACUUUAGAGGAAUAUUUAUGACAAGAUUGCAAGAUUAAGAUAUAAAGAUAAAGAAAUUAUUUUAUUGUUUUCUUGAGUAUGUACUUUAAGUAUUUUUCCUUAACAUAUAUUAGCUUUCAUAUUUUCCAUUUUCAUAGUGUUAUUUCAGAAAAGUACCGUACAUGGAAUACUGGGUAUUUGAAUACAUGCAUAACCUAUAUGCCACAUAUUAAAUAUUCAUUAAAUACAAUAUAUUGAAAAUUUAAAAACCACUCUUUGUAAAAUAUGGAUACCUGAACUUGCCAUGCAUACAAAAAAUGGGGGAAAAACAAAAUUACUAGUAAAGCCGACCAUAUGGGUCCGAAAUUGCAUAGCUGGGGUGUUUUUACAAGUACUGUAUGAAAAUCUAGUUUGAUGCGAUUUAAAAAGUAUGAUAUUAAUAUUUAGAGGAACUGAAUUUAAAUACAUGUAUGUAAUAAAGAAUAAACUUACAUAUACCUUAAGUACUACUUGUAGAGAAGAAUUUUAUAUAGGUAACUUUCAAUGAAAGAUGGACCAUGCAUACAUCCAGAAACAUGUUUGUAGGGUUUUAUGAUAAAAAUAUUUUUGUUUAUUGUUGUGUGCAUUAUACAUGCACAUGUAUUUAUAUUGGUUCAUACACUGCCCCCAUGGAUAGCAUCAAUUUGUUUUACAAUUCAGGCAUUCUAAAGGCAUGUGGAUUGUAGGAUAAGAUAAAAGUAUUUAAAUAUUUGACUGUUUUUAGAUUACUAAUAACAUGUUCCAAAGCAGAAUUUGUUUUAUGAAUUGGAGGGGAUGCCAUUUACAAAAUAUAUUAACAUACAAUGAUUUAUAUUAUCCUUUGCAACAUGUACUAGAAAAAAGGUUUAAAAAAAUAUAGCUGCCUGUACAUCUACCGAAUAUGACCCUAUAACUUGUUGGUACAAGUAGCGCAUAUAUAUAGCUAUUUUUAAAACCUUAAACCAACUUGAAAGAAUUGUUUUAUAGUAAGAAAAUUGUGUUUUAUAUAAAUGUGUGUGUGACUAUGAUUUUGCACAGGGAGUACAGAAACUGUACGACUCUAUUGCAUGCUAUUGUUAAUCAAUGAUUGAUUUAGAUGACUUUAAGAUAUUUUUCCAUGUUUAAUAGUAUGAAACCCUUGAAAAAUUGGUAUCAUUUUACCAAACAUGUACGUUAGUGAACUACCACUGUAUGAACACAUAUAUCUUUAUACCUGGAGAACAACUUUGAUCCUGUAGAAAAAAUAUUGUCCAGAGUUUAAAUUGCAUCAAAAUGCUCAACAUUGCACAAUGUACUGUGGGCAUUUUAUCUUUCAAGUCUGUUAAGGAGAUUGCCAUAUUAUAAUAUAUAUACUAUGAUAUGUUUGUCAAGACAGAUAUUGGUUCUCACUAGCAAGAUUGUUAUGGGGCCACGUUUUUAACCUGUACCCAAUCCUGUGCUCCAGUGGAAAUAUUGCACCCAUUUUGCCAUGAAGGAUAAGGAAGUUGGUGCAUCUGCCAUUCGUAUGAAACAACUUUGAAUUUAUUUUACUCUUAUUUUUACAGGGUCAUGCUUAAUGAAAACCUCACACCCUAUCUAUUCCUUUUAUACAUAUAUAUAUUAUCUGCCAGAUAUUAUCUGCCAGUAGUAGGGCCUCUUUGCCCCCUCUUUGACUUGAUUUCAGGGCUAAUUAGCCCUUGUAGGUAUUGCUAUUUCACCCCCUUAUCUGAUUUUUUGUUUUUAUGUGAUGUUUAGGGUAGAGGUCAUGAAAUGUGUAUAUCAGAUGUAUGUACAAAAUUAUAUUGAAUAGUGUAAAUCUGGAUAUUAAAAAGAGCAAAUAUGAACUGUUUAGAUGAACACACGAGA